UAUGCUACCUCGAACAGAUUCACUGAUAACUACACUCCUUCUGAUAUUCAUAUCUCUACAGCACACUAAAGCUUAUGUCGUCGCCAACAGUAUCAAUCAAACCAAAACAGGUAAUCAGUCCAGGUUACUUGUUGGAGAAUACACUUAUUUGCAAUGCUUAAGGAUAUACAGUGAAGCUAAUUGUAAUGGUUUUUGGUCUGAUAUGUGUAAUUCUAAUGAAUUAUUGUCACCAUUUCAAAUAUGGACUACACUAUCAAUGUGUGCUCCACAAAAUGUAUGGUAUAAACAAGCAAGAUAUUGGCUAGCAUAUGAACAACCUGGAUUCGUGGGUUCAUAUCUUUUCCUUAACCCUGGAGACUGCAUAACUAAUGUAAGGCAAUAUGGUUUAAGAUCAAUUGCUUCAAUCCUUGAAUGUGUACAACUCUCUCUAUUUUCACCUUAUCCAUCUUUAACUUGUAAUUAUCCCCAACCCCCAUGGAGACGAUACUAUAUAAACACUAACACGGCGAAUACAGGACAACAGCAACCACAAGCAAAUUCACCUCAGUCACUACAAGAAAGUCAAAAUGGACAAUCGAUGAGAGUGGUUAAUUUGAAUGAUAUAUUUAUGGGUAGUUUAAAUGCUCCUGGAAUGCAAAAACAGAAAUAA
This is a messenger RNA of Trichobilharzia szidati, 649 nucleotides long. NCBI's taxonomy places the organism in Eukaryota, Metazoa, Platyhelminthes, Trematoda, Strigeidida, Schistosomatidae. The record is from the annotation of a GenBank genome assembly.